This is a messenger RNA of Lindgomyces ingoldianus, 1449 nucleotides long. RefSeq lists its product as uncharacterized. The transcript is spliced from 13 exons. The record is from RefSeq and is a predicted model, not a curated record. NCBI's taxonomy places the organism in Eukaryota, Fungi, Ascomycota, Dothideomycetes, Pleosporales, Lindgomycetaceae. The coding region runs from base 1 to 1449 and encodes 482 amino acids.
AUGGGAAUAACAAACCCCGGUCCCGAAUUGCUGGAAGACAACAAGAACGACGCUCUGUUGAGACAUCCUCACCCCGAUUCUGCUCGUAACGAGGAUCACGAAGAGCAAACUAAUACAAAGAGGGAUGAGGUUUCUUUAGCUUCCCUGGUGCAGUUCUUUGUACUCAACACCUGCGUAAAAGUAGCAGUGUCCCUGCACCUUCGUGAUCGACUCGACUUCAUCCUCAUUGGACGCGAGGCAAUAUCUGGAGCUUCUAGUGGUCUGAUCUUUGUACGAUGCCGAGUGAACGUACGUUUCAGCAUCACGCGAAUGGCAUCCAGUGUCCUGGGCCUCCAUCUCCUUGGUUCUCGUGGACCCAAUCACUUGGUGCUCGGUAGAGCCGUACAUGCAAUAUCUGGCAGUUGUGAACUUUGCCCUGUGAAUAACAACUGGAAACGGCUGCGAUUGACGCCGAAGCUAACUUGUGUUGCGAAAACGAAAUUUAUCUUGACAUUGCUGGUCACCGUCCUUGGCGCGGUGAAUGAAUACGAGCAAUGGAUUUCCGGCGGACUAAUUGGCAAACGCUCGUCUUUCAGCGAAGAGACACUUAAUUUGAGCGCUGUGGAGUUGAUCAGACUGAUUUGGGUUGGCGGCCUCCUGAGUUCGAUUAUUGCGCUGAUCUUGGGAUUGAGUGACAUCUUUCUUCCGAAUGUAUCCGCCACUCCACCUCACCAAGUGCAAAUCCCUAAAUUUUUAUCAAGGCCAUCAUCUUUCCCAACUAGGGAAAACCCUUCCGACUCUUUUCGCAGUGUUCAUACCACCAUUCCCAACACCAAGAAACUGUUAUGGAGUCCGGAGGAGACGGAUUUUAGGGUCCUGAUGUUUAACCUUGAGCAAUCAUCACUUCCUCUCUCCUUCCUUGGAUCUUUAAGUUUUAGCGUCUUUCUACGACGUUUAUCCGAGUUCAAAUGCACACCUCCCAACGCGGCAAACAGUGGCAGCCGCUCAACUUCCUUUCCCCAUCCUAAAUUUAAGCAACCUGGAAUGCUGGUGAAGUAUCAGUCUACCCUACCCACUUCUCAUGCAACCACACCGAGCGUGCUAAGCUUGAGCGGGCCCUUGGAGAGACCGCCAAGCUGGCUUAAAACAGAACUAAUUCAUUGGCUCGAGAAAGUCGCGGAUGAGAAUACAGGCGGAGUGUUGUUUCACUGCGAUAACCCAGAUAGGAAUUAUGAGCAAGAGGAUAAAUCUAUUUUCUCUAGGAGGAAGAAAUUACCUGGGCUCUGGAGCUCAAAUUCGGUAGCAUCAUGGCUAAUCUCUAGUACCUGUGCCGGGCGGAAAUUGGCGCAGCAUAAACGCGACAUUCGAGGCCGUAUUCUGCCCACUCUAAUACUUAACCCGGCAUCCUCUGGACGUAAUACUUCCUACAUCGCCUUUAUCAUGUCCCGAAUAUCGGUGAAGAAGCUGUGA